AUGACGUUUGCACGGAGUUUGAUCGAGCCGUGGAUGACCAGUCCACUUACCCUGGGAAACAGCAGAUAUGAGAAGAUGAUCAGCGGGAUGUAUCUCGGAGAGAUAGUCAGAAACGUGCUCUUGGACUUCAAUGCCAAAGGCCUGCUUUUCCGUGGCAAACUUUCAGAGAGACUGAAAACACGUGGUAUCUUCGAAACCAAGUUCCUGUCGCAGAUCGAGAGCGAUCGUUUGGCGCUGAGGCAGGUGUGCUCCAUCCUGCAGCGCCUGGGAUUGACCAGCAGCACGUGUGAUGACAGUAUUCUCGUGAAGGAGGUUUGCAGUGUGGUGUCCAAACGUACGGCCCAGCUGUGUGGAGCCGGUCUGGCGGCCGUGGUGGACAAGAUACGACUGAACCGUGGCCUUGAGAAGCUCAGCAUCACUGUCGGAGUGGACGGCACGCUCUGACUUUGCCAGCAUCAUGCGGGGAACCUUAAGAGACCUGGCCCCCGACUGUGAGGUUACUCUCGUCCAAUCAGAAGAUGGCAGCGGAAAAGGUGCCGCCCUCAUCACGGCCGUGGCUUGUCGAUUAAGAGACGCUAGAAAAUAGAAACUGAACAAAAUAAUGUAAAGGGGAAAAGAUAACGAGGGAGAAAUUACACACCGAGCUUCCACAGAUGUGACCUUACUGAAGCAACACUCCUGUCUGUAAAACAAUGUAUCUUAUUUAUUUUUCUUGCAUUUUGUGCUUUAGGUCAUGCAUUGCAAGGACUUGGCAUAUGCUGAUGGGGGGGUUGUUUGUAGAAAAGGGGAAAACAAUUCAUAACUAUUAUGUGUAUUGUUACUGAUUUGAAUUACUGUACUGUCUGAGGAAAAGCACAAAGAGAUUUUAUUGACCUGUUGAGCUGUGAAUUAUGUAAUUUAUUUCUGUCCAUGCAUAUUUCCAGGCUGCAGAUUAAAGGAUUCUUCUGUUCAUUUACUCACCGUCAAGUGCACUCUUAAAAAUAAAGGUGCUUCACA
Sinocyclocheilus grahami is the source of this 996-nucleotide messenger RNA. RefSeq names its product hexokinase-1-like. Gene Ontology annotation, cellular component: mitochondrion; cytosol. Gene Ontology annotation, biological process: intracellular glucose homeostasis; carbohydrate phosphorylation; glucose metabolic process. The transcript has 4 exons. The record is from RefSeq and is a predicted model, not a curated record. Gene Ontology annotation, molecular function: ATP binding; fructokinase activity; D-glucose binding. Bases 1 to 444 code for a protein of 147 amino acids. Lineage: Eukaryota; Metazoa; Chordata; Actinopteri; Cypriniformes; Cyprinidae.